Molecule: messenger RNA, 1062 nt
Organism: Striga hermonthica
Lineage: Eukaryota; Viridiplantae; Streptophyta; Magnoliopsida; Lamiales; Orobanchaceae
Source: the annotation of a GenBank genome assembly
ACUUGGCAUUAAGGAUAGACCAACCUGCUUCUCUUACGGAGAACAUCACUACUGAGGAAAAAUUGUGCUUUGAGAAGUGGGAAAGGUCUAAUCGCUUAAGUCUUAUGAUCAUAAAGAAAAGCAUUCCAAAAAUCUUUCGGGGAACGAUAUCUGAUGAUAUCACUCUGGCUAAAGAGUUCCUUGUCGAGAUUGAAAAGCGCUUUAACAAAAGCGAUAAGGCGAAAAUGAGUACUCUUUUAAAGAGUCUCGUUACCAUGAGGUAUCUCGGCAAAGGCAACAUAAGGGAAUACAUCCUCAAGAUGUCCAAUAUUGCUUCUAAGUUGAGGGCACUAAAGUUAGACCUUUCGGAGGACAUGCCUGUCCUAUUGGUCCUGCUCUCUCUUCUUCCUCAAUACGAUCAGUUUAAGGUCAGUUACAACUGUCAAAAGGAGAAAUGGACUCUUAAUGAGCUCAUUUCUCACUGUGUUGAGGAAGAAGAAAGAAUGAAGCAUAAUAGGACUGAGGAGGUACAUAUGGUUGGUACCUCGAAAGAUGCUGGUGGCUUUAAAAGAAAAUUUAAGGCCGUUAAGGUUGAGACUGCUAAGGGUCCAGCUCCAAAGGGUAAACCUGAGGAGAUUUCAUGCUUCUUUUGCAAGAAAUCUGGACAUCUAAAGAAAGAUUGUGCUAAGUACUCCGCCUGGUGCGUGAAAAAAGGUACAUUCUUUAAUUUGGUUUGUUCUGAAGUUAAUUUAGCUUCAGUACCUCGAAACACUUGGUGGUUAGACUCCGGUUCAACUACUAACAUCAGUGUUUCAAUGCAGGGUUGCCUAAGCCACCGAAAACCAACUGAUGCUAAAAGACGCAUUUAUUUUGGAAAUGGUGAAUCGGUGGAUGUGGAAGCUGUGGGCAUAUUUAAAUUAUUAUUAAGUACUGGACAUUUUAUGGAAUUAAAAGACACUUUUGUUAUACCGACUUUUAGACGGAAUUUGGUUUCUGUUUCUUAUUUGGACAAAUCCGGUUAUUAUUGUUCAUUUGGAAACAAUAAAGUUGUAUUGUCUUUUAAUUCUAAUGUGGUUGGUUUUG